GCAGGUCAACCGCUGAUCGAAACCUCGUUUUUGUCGAUCCCCUCCACCGCAUCACUCCCUCUUCCCCUCCGGCAGCCGGCCUCCUCCAAUCCAUUGACCUCCACGCGCCGCCGCCGCCAUGGCCUCCUCCGGCUCGCCCGAAGCUCGGCAGACUCAUGGUGAGAUCGCCGGAGCGGCGGCGCCGGAGAGGAGGCUGAAGCUCUACUCCUUCUGGCGCAGCUCGUGCUCGUACCGCGUCCGCAUAGCCCUCAGCCUCAAGGGGCUGGACUACGAGUACAAGCCGAUCAAUCUCCUUGCAAACGAGCAGUCACACCCAGAAUUUGAGAAGCUGAACCCGAUGAAGUAUGUCCCGGCACUGGUCGACGGUGACGACACAGUCGUCGUGGAUUCCUUUGCGAUCUUGCUGUAUCUUGAGGACACUUACCCUCAACAUCCUUUGUUGCCACAAGACCCAAAAAUGAAGGCACUGAAUAUCCAGAUUGCAAGUAUAGUUGGUUCAAGCAUUCAACCACUUCAGAACAAUUCUGUCCUUGAUUUUAUUGAGGAGAAAUUAGACUCACAGGAGAAAGUUAACUGGAUCCAAUAUCACCUCAACAGGGGCUUCACAGGUUCUGUACUCUUGCCAUUAUUUCUGCUGAGGAUAGACGGAACAAGUGUAAAUUCUCUCGAGAAAAUGUUGAAAGGUUGCACAACUACAUAUGCCACUGGAGAUGAAAUCCAACUGGGAGACCUCUUUCUGGAACCCCAGAUAUACGGUGGCAUUAAGCGCUUUGGGAUCGACAUGACAAAUUACCCUACCUUGGCCAGGCUUCAUGAAGCGUACAUGGAACAUCCAGCUUUCCAAGCCGCGCUGCCAGAGCGGCAACCGGACGCACCUUCCUCUCCUGAGAUCUGAUCAUAUCUACAUUAAAACACUUAUAUUAGGAUCAAAUAACCCUGUGGUGCCGGAAGAAACAGAUCUCUCAUACUUGGAAUGAUUACAUAAUUUCUAGUAUUUUCUGGUUGCACCAAACUGCAGCAAAUACGGCACAAUUGGGAUAUUGUUUCUCUGUUUUGCAUAUAUCUUCGUGGCUUGUUCAAGCAAUUACUAUUGUAACUAUCGUAGUUCUGUGAUCUCUUUAAAAUUUAUAUAAAGAUGAAAGAAGCCAGAAAAGGUUCAUUUUGCCGCAUCUUAUGGCAAUAGAACCUUAGCUUGAUCAUCACCAUGCUGGCUUCUCUUCUCCACAA
Oryza sativa Japonica Group (Japanese rice) is the source of this 1227-nucleotide messenger RNA. Lineage: Eukaryota; Viridiplantae; Streptophyta; Magnoliopsida; Poales; Poaceae. The record is from RefSeq and is a predicted model, not a curated record.